AUGGGGUCGUUGUUUAGAAGUGAGGAAAUGACAUUAUGCCAGCUUUUUCUACAAAGUGAAGCGGCGUAUGCUUGCGUGUCUGAAUUAGGAGAAUUGGAGCACGAGGGUGGUGCCAGUACCACUGAAUCGAUGACGCGCGCCCUGAUAUCCGACGACCCGAACAAACAUAUGGGCCAAGUCCAACUAGGUUUACGGGAUAAGCAAGAAUCCUUGGAAUUCCUGCCUUGUUUCGUGGCCGGGGUGAUAUUGCGCGAGCGCAUACCCGCGUUCGAGCGCAUGUUGUGGCGCGCGUGUCGCGGGAACGUCUUCCUGAGGCAGGCUGAGAUCGACACGCCAUUGGAAGACCCCUCUUCUUCGGACCGAGUGUACAAAUCGGUGUUCAUCAUAUUCUUCCAAGGCGACCAACUGAAGACAAGAGUGAAGAAGAUAUGCGAAGGUUUCCGUGCAACUCUCUACCCUUGCCCGGAGGCGCCGGCAGACCGCCGCGAGAUGGCGAUGGGUGUUAUGACCAGAAUCGAGGACUUGAACACGGUGUUGGGCCAGACACAAGACCACCGUCACCGUGUCCUAGUAGCAGCUGCGAAAAACAUCAAAAAUUGGUUCGUGAAGGUCAGGAAGAUCAAGGCCAUCUAUCACACUCUGAACUUGUUCAACUUGGACGUGACGCAGAAAUGUCUCAUUGCUGAGUGCUGGGUGCCAGCUUUAGACCUGGAAACUAUUCAGUUGGCGCUCCGGCGUGGAACGGAACGCAGCGGCAGCUCGGUACCGCCCAUUUUGAACCGUAUGGAGACCGCAGAAGAUCCGCCCACGUACAACCGCACCAACAAGUUCACCAACGCUUUUCAAAACCUCAUCUACGCGUAUGGUGUUGCCACCUACCGUGAGGUCAACCCUGCACCGUACACGAUAAUAACAUUCCCGUUCCUGUUUGCUGUGAUGUUCGGUGAUCUCGGACACGGCGCACUCAUGGCUGCCUUCGGAUUCUGGAUGUGCUACAAGGAGAAACCAUUGCAAGCGAAAAAGAUCGACAGCGAGAUCUGGAACAUAUUCUUCGGCGGUCGUUACAUUAUACUUCUCAUGGGGCUGUUCUCUAUGUACACCGGUCUCACAUACAACGAUAUAUUCUCGAAGAGUCUCAACAUAUUCGGGAGUAGUUGGCGGAACAAUUACAACCUGACCACCCUCCAGCAGAACCGUCUGUUGCAACUCAACCCGGACUCGUGGGAUUACUUGCAGACGCCCUAUCCAUUCGGCAUCGAUCCAGUUUGGCAGACCGACGAAAAUACGCGGCCAGUAUGCGACGACACCAUGUUCCCAGGCCAGAUGGGAAUACAGAAGUUCUUCGUGAUCGUGGCCCUACUGUGCGUUCCAGUUAUGCUUUUCGGCAAACCGUACUUCAUCAUGAAGGAGCAGAAGCAACGUGCCCGCCAGGGCCACCAGACCAUCGAGAGCGGCGGCGAGAACGGCGCCGCGGGCGGAGCGCCGAUACCCGCCGCCCACCACGACGAGGACAUCACUGAAGUAUUCAUACAUCAGGCUAUCCACACGAUCGAGUACGUGUUGGGCAGCAUCUCGCACACCGCCUCGUACCUGCGGCUGUGGGCGCUGUCACUUGCGCACGCGCAACUGGCGGAGGUCGCCUGGAACAUGUUACUUAGGAAAGGUCUGAUGAGUAAGGGUUACGAGGGCGGCAUCCUGCUGUACGUUGUGUUCGCGGGCUGGGCCGCCAUCUCCGUCUCCAUCCUCGUGCUCAUGGAGGGACUCUCCGCCUUCCUGCACACGCUCAGGCUGCACUGGGUCGAGUUCCAGAGCAAGUUUUACGCGGGCGAAGGUUAUCUAUUCCAACCGUUUUCCUUCGAAAUCAUUCUGGAUUCAGCCGGCCAAGGGGAUGAGUAA
Messenger RNA from Diatraea saccharalis (sugarcane borer), 1896 nucleotides. Lineage: Eukaryota; Metazoa; Arthropoda; Insecta; Lepidoptera; Crambidae. The record is from the annotation of a GenBank genome assembly.